CAAUCACGAGUGGUCAAAUCUGUCAGUUUCAGACUGCCAAGACAAAUCUACAACCCAGGACCAGGAGGCGCUGCAGGAGUUGGAGGAGUUGGCGGAAUGGGUAGGGCUGGCUAUUAUGGUCCUCGCUACUAUUGUGGUGGCUAUUAUGGUGGUAAUGGUUAUUAUGGUCGCGGAGGUUGGGGUGGCUAUGUGUACAGUAACUAUGGAGGUGGUGAGAACAACAACUACGGUGGUACCAAUAUUGGCAGUAUCAACACCGAAAAUGUUAACGCUCAUCUCUGAACGAAGACGACUAAUGUUUCAGGUGAAUAACUGA
Molecule: messenger RNA, 316 nt
Organism: Anisakis simplex (herring worm)
Lineage: Eukaryota; Metazoa; Nematoda; Chromadorea; Rhabditida; Anisakidae
Source: the annotation of a GenBank genome assembly